AUGGCAGCGGCAUCACUCAGCCCUGGCGAUGGCCGGCGUGAACGCCUUUCCAGCAAACCGGCAGACAACCUGAAAACAAUUAUUCUGGCCCUGCAUGGUGACUCCAUCAAGGACAUCGAAAAGGUUCAUUACCUCAACUUCCUCUGCGACAAACUUGCCAAACAACGCAAGGACCCUGCUUUGGCCAACCUUCUCCAGAGCAAAAGCUCGGCCCUCCUCAAGCAGUUACGCCUCCUCAUGGGCACCGACAAUGUCCAACUGCGCGCAGCAACCCUUCGAGCCGUCCGCCAUGUCGUAGCCACCGAUGAGUUGGCGCUUGAGGCGAUUCGACGCGGCUUUGAUAUUUUUACUUGCAUUGCCCUUGAACGUUCGGCCCAGCGCAUGUUUGAGGGCGAACGACACCAAGCCCUGGCGACCGCCCCACCCCUCUGUGUUUCCGCCAAAUCGCUAAUUGUGCCAUUUUCUUUCCCCGUUGCCUCUGAUUUUUUAAAGCUGGCUCGACAGCUCCUCCGCCUCACCAAGCCGGAAAACAUUCCGCGGGCCAUUGCGGCCACGGUAGCGGCACUGGCUGCCGAUUACAAUGACAACCUACAAUUGGCUGCCAUUGAAUUCCUCUGCGAAUUGGCGCUGCGCAACCCUCGGCUCUUGGCCGAAGUCGAUGGCUUUCAGGUUCUUGUUGCCGCGGCCCUGGACUGCCACAACAAUGCGCACAAUGCUCGCAAUCUGGCCAUUGUGCAAACGCUGGUCUACACGGCCAAUCGGGCACCGCACAACUGUGUUGCAGCCCACAACAUAUUUGCCUCUCUGCUGAGCCCGUAUUUGGAUCCUCAUUUCGUGCACAUCAGUGCCCUUGCGCCCGCCUCCUCGGAAAGCUCGCUGCAAACAAAUGUCACCGAAGCUCAAGAUCGCAACAACCGCCUUGCUGCUAGCCGCUUUUCCGUCCUUCACCUUCUUCGCUCUUGGGCUGGCAUUGUCUAUUUGACCAAUGCGGCGCAUGGCCUGACAUCCCUCGUCCGCGUCCUGCACUCACCAUCCAUGGACUCAUCGACUUGCAGCUCGCUGUUGGCAUUCUUCUUUCACUUGUUGCUUUUGCCGCUGCCCACUUGGAGCGAAAACUUUCAAAAAGCCACAGAGUACCGGAUCCCGCCCUACGCCAGUGAUCUCUUGGCUGAAGUCAAGUCGGGUGUUCGCCGCCGGGAUCGCCGCAUUGACCUAUUAAACGUCUACCGCGCCGCCGUGGUGGCUGCCCUGCGCCAAGCUGGAUUGGCUGACACCCUGCUUCAUGUCAUUGUCACCAUGGAAGACGCUUGUAUUCGAGUGCGAGCCAACGUCUUGUUGGCUGAUUUGCUGGAGCUGACGAGCCGUCUCUUGCCCAACGAGCUAGCCCUCAGCCUUCAAGCCUUACCCUUCUUGAUGAGCCUGAGCAGCUCUCCCAACGCAUGCGAGAAGCAGAAAAUGCGUGUCGACGAAGCCAGCUGGAACAUGGACCGCUACCGCCGACAGAUGCUGACCAUUUAUCAGCAAGAGCCGCUGCCCAUUGACAUGGCCGAAGCCACCCGCCACAUUGAUGAAGUGGAGGACACCUUUUAUUUACAGCGACCCAAUUACAUGAACAAGCUCAAGUGGGAAUUGAGUGAGGCCGCCUUCAUGCAGGCGCUGCGUGACACCAAAGUCAUGGAAAGCAAAGACAUGCUGAGUUGGAGCUGGCCGCACAUUCUCGAGGUGUGCGAUUCGGCAUUUUUGUACCCCAAAGGCGCGAGCGAAGCUCUCCCUUUUCCCCGUUUUGUUCGCCGCAUCCUUUCCUACUUCCACACCGACUCUCCUUUUCGGACCCAUCCCUUUGAGGAGCACCAGAUGAGCAUUUACACCCGCGCCGGCACGAUUCUCCUCUCCAACCUCGUCAAGUACCAAGACGGCUGUGACUGCAUCCGGCAAUCCGACUUCUUCAAAACCCUUUUGGCUGCCCUCAGCGACAUUUCCCCCGAUAAAUCCGUGUUCUCGGUCCAGGCUGUCAGCUCGACGUUAACGCGCGACUAUUUUCGCCUCAUUGCCUGCAUGUACUCAACCCAAAGUGGCCAAGCGCUUUUGCAAGAGCACAUCACCACACGCCUUCAUAAGUGCCUGUACAAGGAACGUCGUGAUUUGGGCGAGCUGAUCAUUGAUUCGUGCAAUCCCCAGCGCUCCAAAGCCGUCCGCGGACUCUACAAAUUUGCUCUACGCAAUGGCUCGGAGAAUUUGCAAAUCAAGGUGUUGGCCAAGCUAGAUGUUUUGGCAGUGCCGACGCGAGCCGACGAUGUCAUCGAAUUUAACAAGUGGAUCGUUGAGCUCGUCGUGCAUACCAUCCUGGAAUCGAGACCUGGGAAAGCGCGAACGGGCGCCGUCAACACUCUUUUGUCUCUGUGUUCGACAGAGGACUUUUGUGCGCUUGCCCUCAAGCAGCAUGAGGUUAUGCUAAAGCGGUCUCAAAGCCUAACGGAUCCGCGCGAGAUCAAGGACCUUCAAAUGCUCAUCUCGCGCUUGGAGUUGCGCUUGUUUGGGGCUCGUGAAUGCUUCCGCCAGUUUUUGGCUGAGCAUCCCAAGAUUGUCGAGCAACAGCUCUCACGUUGGGCAAGCUCGCGCUGCUUGCGAUAUGUGCACAAGGUCGAAGAGGCGCUGAAUCGCGACUUGUAUGCCGAUCCAGGCAAAUUGUUUCGCGUCAAGACGACGCUGGCUACAGAUGACGGCGGGCGCAUGGGUAAAGUGUACGUGCCCACCCAUCUAUACGGCCAGCUUGCCGCACAUGAUUCGGGCAUGGAGUAUCUACAUGAGCACGGCGUUGUAACGCAUUUAUGUAACGAAUACUUUCGACUGAGUCGAGAGUCACUAGACAAUCAGGCGGACUUGCAUCGGCUGCAAAGCGUCAUCUGGUCGCUUUGCCACAUCGCGGGCAACAAGCAAGACUCGCGCGUUUCCAGCAAGCUGAUUGCCAGCAUGUGUCAACUGGCAACAACCACCGCAAUUGCCAUUUGCGUCACCACUUAUCAGAUGUUUCUGCACACUGCUAGAUUGAGCAACAGCAACAUUUGCGUGGCCAUCCCGCUUGAUGUCCACACUCUAUUCCAAGCGCCACAAGACCCGGUCGCGGUGUCUGUGGAGCGCGCCGCGCCGCUUUUUGACAAUGUGGAUCCGAAUGCCAAGGACCCGUACAGCGAAAUCAAGCUUCAGCUGCAAAAUGUUACGAACAUCAUCAACAGCCGUAAGAGCCUAGAUCAGAUGUAUGAGCUGCGCGAACUCGAACCAGAGCUUUUCCAAGAUGUUGGGGUGUUUUUGCACAUGCGCAAGCGACUGGCCUUGCUUCCCAUCAACUUGGGGUUGCGCCGCGAUUUGCAGUCCUUCUUUGACAUGGCCGCCAUUGUUUCGAGUCUCCCUGAGUUUCUUGUUGUGGAGGAUGCUGAGCACAGCAGCGUACCACACUCUCUCUUCCGCAUCGAGGCUGGGCAACAAACCUCAAGUCGUCCUGGCAGCGGCCUGAGUGAGAUCGCUGAUGAAGCACAGCAGAACACACAGGAAAUCUUUGGCACAGCAGAGGAGCAAGAGAUGACAGAUAUCUCCGAAGAAGAAGAUUGGGCCGAGGCCAUUCAACUCGCCUUUCAAGAGGUGGCCGGCUAUCCCCUGGCCAAGCGGGAAACGACGGUAGCCAGUUUCAAUCCCCCCAUCUUGCGUAAAUGGGAGCAAUACGUGGUCGGCAAAAUGAUGGCAGCUGGCCCGUCGGCACCACCGGAAGCCAAUAACCAGCAACCCGGUCGUCGACGUCGAUCAAUGAGUGAUCCAGGCGAGGCGCCCCGCUUUGCACUAAGUGCCCGCACAAGUGCAAUGUCGCUUGAAGGCACCUUGGCCUCCACUCGACCAGAGAGGCGCUCAGUUUCGCCUGUGCCAUCCAUGUCUCUGUCUUCGGCCUCCAUCCUUCGCCGCCGCGAUAUCCCGUAA
Molecule: messenger RNA, 3966 nt
Organism: Monosiga brevicollis MX1
Lineage: Eukaryota; Choanoflagellata; Craspedida; Salpingoecidae
Exons: 35
Coding region: 1-3966 (1321 amino acids)
Biological process (GO): TORC2 signaling; positive regulation of phosphatidylinositol 3-kinase/protein kinase B signal transduction
Cellular component (GO): TORC2 complex
Molecular function (GO): protein serine/threonine kinase activator activity
Source: RefSeq, a predicted model, not a curated record